AUAGAGGCUUUUCUUCCAUCAGAUUGGAAUAUAUUCAACCUCCAUUGGCAUUUCCCCACAUUCUUCCACCCGAGCGGCCGAGCCCGAGGGAUCCCCUCGUUGAGUCUGUAAUUAAUAUUAGUCAUCGUUAUUAUCUGUCCCAUCUUUCCCCAAAGGCCAAAGCGGGAUACUUCUAUUCCUCGAGUCGAGACAGAGCUGCCUGGUAAUGCCAAGGACCUGAAGCAACAGUAGCCAUGGUGGCCGAGUCGACUCGUUUCGAGGAUCGGGUGCUAGAGACAGUGAAAUGUUGCCAAGAACGGAAAGACCCACCUUUAGUAUGGGCUAUGGAGGUCUCCAAAUGUGUCAGAGAGGCUGGGUUCAGCCUCCCCAGCCCUGAAUUAGGUGUGGUGUUGGUUUCUAGCCUCUGCUUCAGCAAUAACAACCCUUACCUCUGGAAAUUUCUCGACCAAGCUAUCUCCUCCGGCCUCCUCUCUUCCCUACAAGUUCUCGCCCUCCUUACCUCCAGGGUGAUUCCUCAUCGUCGAACUCAACCAGAGGCUUAUAGACUCUAUCUUGAACUUCUCAGCCGAUAUGCUUUGUUCCUUGCUCCAGUGGGAACAAAUCCCUGCAGGGAGAAGAUUGUAAUAUCUGUUGAUGAUGCCCUAGAGCUUUCAAAGAAUUAUGGGUUUCAUGUAGUGGAGUUUGGACAGGCAGUAGUGCUAUUUCUAUUUACUGUCAUAAUCAAUUUAAUUGACAGCACAAUGGAUGAUUGGGGUUUGCAACCUGCAUCAGUUGGCAAAAUCAGUGGCUUAUUUGGAGGUGGAGAACACCAGGACAUGGAUAUAGAUUCUAAAGGGAAUCAAAAUGACAAAAGAAGGGAACACUGUGAACUGCUAAAGAAAACAAAUGCUUUUAUGACUAUGGAAGUGUUGGGAAAACUGACUGAAAACAGAAAAGUGAUGGUUCUACUUCGUCUUGUCCACUUGAACAUGGCUGAAAAAUUCAAUGGCCUACUGCAGAGGAUUCAGUUUCUUGAAUCUCAUAAAUCGGUGUCCCCAAAUAUAAAAUCCUCAAGUCAGAUUUUGGUAAGGCUCUCUGCAAACAUAAAGAGGGGUCUGGAUUUGGAAUAUCAAUUGAACAAGCGCCAGCUUUUUGGAGUGAUGAUUGAUAUUGGAUCAUGUAGCUCAGCAUCUAGUUACAAUUUUGGAGCUGGUCGGGCUGCCUGUUGGGUUCCUUUUGAUAUAUACGUGGAGACUGCAAUGGAUGGGAGACAGCUCCCUGCAACAUCGGCUGUUGAUGUACUUACAGACUUAACCAAAACACUCCAAGUAAUUAACCGGGCAAGCUGGCAAGAGACCUUCCAAGCACUCUGGGUUUCAGCCCUUCGGCUUGUUCAGCGAGAGCGUGAUCCUCUGGAAGGGCCUAUUCCACAUCUUGAUGCACGUUUCUGUGUUCUUUUGUGUGUUGUUCCCUUGGCUAUUGUUCAUGUUUUGGAGGAUGAAAGGGAAGGUACUUCAUCUGGGAAUAUGGGGACCAAUUGUAAUCAUGGAAUGGGUGGGACUGACUAUGCUUCCAGAAGACAAGGAUUGGUUGCAUGCCUUAAGGUUCUUGGGCAGUUUUCUGGUCUGUUAUCUCCUCCUUUAUCAAUUGCUAGUGCAGCUAAUAGUGCUGCUUCAAAAGCAGCGAAUUUUAUUUCAAAUUUCAGGAACGGGAAUGAUGGUUUUAGUGGAAGUGGCCAUGGUGAUAAUUGUGUUAAAGCAGGGGGAAACAUGCUUCAUCUCAUAGUUGAAGCUUGCAUUGCAAGAAAAUUGAUCGACACUUCAGCAUACUUUUGGCCUGGUUAUGUGUCUACAUCAUCAACCUCACUUUCAGAUUCAUCACCAGUUCAAGUAUCUCCUUGGUCGGCCUUCAUGGAUGGAGCUAACCUAGCUGGUCCCCUAAGAAAUGCCCUAAUUGCAACCCCUGCUUCCAGCUUAGCGGAGAUCGAGAAGUUAUAUCAUAUUGCAAUAAAUGGGUCUGAGGAGGAAAGAUCAGCUGCUGCAAAGAUUCUAUGUGGUGCAUCUCUCAGCCGUGGUUGGAAUAUUCAGGAACACGUGGUGCAUUUUGUGGUCAGGCUUCUAUCUCCUCCAAUACCUCCCAAUUUUAGUGGACCUGGGAGUCAUUUAAUAGAUUAUAUGUCAAUGCUGAAUGCUAUCCUUUUUGGGGUGUCUUCUAGUGAUACUAUCCAUAUUCUCUCUUUGCAUGGUUUGGUCCCAGAAGUUGCAGCUUCAUUAAUGCCACUUUGUGAAGCUUUUGGAUCACUUGUACCCACAUCAUGUCAGAAAUCAAGUACCGGUGAUGAGAUUUCAGCUUAUACAACCUUUUCCUGUGCAUUUCUCCUUCUUCUUCGGUUGUGGAAAUUCUAUAGACCCCCUCAUGAGCACUGUAUUACGGAACAUGGUGGAACAACUGGAUCCGAGCUUACUCUGGAGUAUCUUUUAUUACUGCGCAACAGUCGCAUUGCACCACAUAAUUCUAAGCCCCUGGACAACACUAAGAAAGUUUCUAAUCUGCCUGAACCAUCAUCUGCUUAUCCCAUUUACAUUGACUUCUACCCAAAACUGCGAUCCUGGUAUUGUCAAAACAAAGCUUGUAUAGCCUCAACUCUCUCUGGCCUCUGUAGUGGUAGUCCAGUUCACCAAAUUGCCAAUAAGGUUUUAAGUAUGAUUUGCCGGAAAAUGACUAAAGGUGGAACUGUGUCCGGCAAUGCUUCAACACCCUCAAGCAACAGUGCGAGUGGAUCCCCUGUAAGUGCUGGAGAAGAUGCUUACCAGAGACCAAUGCUCCCUGCAUGGGAUAUUUUGGAAGCUACACCUUUUGUUCUUGAGGCAGUAUUAACUGCCUGUGCCCAUGGGAGGCUUUCAUCACGAGACUUGACAACAGGCCUGAGUGACCUUGUGGAUUUCCUGCCAGCUUCUCUUGCAGCUAUUGUUACUUACUUCUCUGCUGAAAUUACUCGUGGUAUUUGGAAACUUGUUUCAAUGAAUGGAAUAGAAUGGCCUAGUCCAGCAGCAAAUCUUCUUUCAAUUGAAUCUGAAAUAAAAGAAAUACUUGCUGCUGCUGGCAUUAAUGCUCCUAACUGUUAUACAGAAGGUCCACCUGUGAUGCUUCCAUUGCCAAUGGCAGCAAUGCUCAGUUUAACCUUAACAUUCAAACUUGACAAGAACUUGGAAUAUAUCCACACUGUUGCUGGAUCUGCACUGGACAAUUGUGCAUCAAGUUGCCCUUGGCCUAGCAUGCCAAUUAUUGGAGCUUUGUGGGCUCAGAAGGCCCGCCGGUGGCAUGACUUCAUUGUCGUUUCAUGUUCUCGUUCUGCAUUUAAACAGGAUCAGGCAGCUGUUGCUCAGCUCCUCAGGAGUUGUUUCACUUCCUUCCUUGGAUCACCACAUGUCACAGUCUCUCCAAUGACAGCUCAGAGGGGUGUGAAUGGUCUCUUGGGCAGCAAGAUCUCAGCAUGUGGAAUUCGCCCUUCCAUAGCACCUGGUUUCCUCUACCUCCGCACAUGUAGGACGAUACACAAUGUUCAAUUUGUGAAUGAUGUGAUUCUAGGACUUGUUUCCAAGUCAGCUCAAGAAUCAGCUGCAAGGUGGGCCUGUGCCAACUCCACCCGUUUGAAGUCUAGUCGGGUAUCACUGGCCUCUGCGACAUCCUGGGCAAAGGAGGUGGCCACACUAGGUGCAAGCCUUCUAUGUGUGGCAGGUGGUGUCCAGCUUGUCCAAGUACUGUACAAGGAGACUAUACCCACAUGGCUGCUAUCAACGAGGGAAGAGAAACCUACUGGCGUGGGUCCUGUGUCCAGAAUUCUUGAGGGAUAUGCAGUAGCUUAUCUGGUGUUCCUGUCAGGAUCUUUUGUCUGGGGUGUUGGGGCCACGUCCUCUACAAGGGCACACUCUAGACGAGCCCGCAUUGUGGGAGUUCAUGUGGAUUUCGUUGCUGGGGCACUAGAGGGAAACAUAUCACUGGGUUGUGAUCCUACAACUUGGAAGGCAUACGUAUCGUGUUUUGUAGGUUUAGUAGUACAUUUUGCUCCAGCUUGGAUACAAGAGGUGAGGCAAGAGAUCUUAAGGAAAUUGGCCAAUGGAUUGAGAGGGUGGCAUGAAUGUGAGCUGGCUCUUGCCCUUCUCGAAAGAGGAGGAAUUGCGACCAUGGGAUAUGUAGCUGAAUUAAUCCAUGGGAUAUGUUGAGGGAGCUUGUGUAAGUUGAUCAAAGACCAUGUCAAUUUGCACACUCAUCCGGCCAGCCUUGUCAUCUCUUUUUUGUGUUUCGUUUUAUGAAAUUAUUAGAAUAGUUCUUUCAUUCGUAAAAGAUUCAUAUUGCCUCUGUUAGGUCGAAUUCAGAUGUUCCUACUUACCACAAGCAACAGCGAAGGACAAGGAGAGAGGAGGCCUACGAUAUGGUCAACCUGGUUAUAUUUUUCUUUCUUAUAGAUAAUGAUAAACAUAAAUAUUAAGGAGGAUACCAUCCCUAGAGCAUCUAUUGGCCAUUUUAGGGUCACUGGUCAUCGGUCACCCUUCAGGCCUUCAAAUGAGAUAGGAGGCUUAUAGUUAUAUAACCAUCCUAUCUCUAUAAGAGGAGUCCACCUCUUGAUCUGCAUUUCUUUCAAAUUUCAACUACUGACUGUUUAAGUGUUUAAUUUCGGCCAUGGCCCUUCAACCCCAUGAUUCUGUGUCUGUAUGUGUCUGUGUGGAGGGAGGGGAUAUGGAUUUAAGUUAACCAUGGAUUGGUACUGGAUGGAAGUUGGGGUUUCAAAUUUCAAUUGAUAUGGGUCCAUAUGUGAUGUAAUGUAC
Molecule: messenger RNA, 4805 nt
Organism: Nelumbo nucifera (sacred lotus)
Lineage: Eukaryota; Viridiplantae; Streptophyta; Magnoliopsida; Proteales; Nelumbonaceae
Product: mediator of RNA polymerase II transcription subunit 33A-like
Biological process (GO): regulation of phenylpropanoid metabolic process
Cellular component (GO): mediator complex
Source: RefSeq, a predicted model, not a curated record